CGUGGUCGUGGACAAGCGUGUCAACGACAGAACCUUCAUCUAUCUCUAGGAGCAAGCUACCGCCCACGGCUUCACUCCUUGAAAUUUGGCGUCAGCUGGAAUCACACGAGGACACCAUUUCCAGCGGCAAUGUGGAACUCCUGGGCGACAAUGUGGAAAUCCUGGAUUACGAACCCGAGGGCGAGGCUCCCACCGCAGAGCAUUUUCCAGCGGCGGGUGCAGAGGACGAGAGCCCCCCCAUGCCCAUGGUGUUCACCGUCGAUAAUUUGCUGGACAACAUCGCCACAGCAGAUCCGGCGGAACUGGAGCGGGCCUACAACACCGAACGUGUUUCUCGGGAGGAUACUUUAGAAGCGGCCCAUCUGUCGUCCUAUUCGCCCCUUUUCGUUCCUCCUUUCUCGCUCCCGCCGGAAGACCAGUUAAUCCUCUUGCCCCACGACGAGUUUAUGGCGAACCAAAGGUUGAACGAGAUGUAGUGCGACGGUCUUGCCGGGACGAUAGCAGAGGCGGAGGCGCGAGAGCAGGCGAAGCGCGAGGAUGUGGAGCACUUGGCGGAACGUGAGGCUGCCCUGGCUGCUGCGGCGAGGAAGAAGGAGGAGGAGCGUGCGGCUGUUCUGGCCGAGCGUGAGGCGUAUCUCCAAGCGGCUAGGGCGAAGCAGGGGGCGCUCCGAUCGCGGCUGAAGGAGCUGGAGCCCCGCCACCAGGACCCGCGAGCAACCCCCCGCCCCCGUCGCCGUGUUAUCGUCCCUCCCUCCACGCAAUCCCAGGUGCCCCUUGGUUCCCAUCGUAUCGCCUCGCCGCACGAGAAGGAGCGGGAGGUAGCGGCUUCUCCGACGAACGAGAAGGAGCGGGAGAGGACAGCGACUCCGGAGUUUUCGGUGACUUUGGGUCUUCAGGCCGGUGCUGAAGACGGAGCAUCGUUUGCGGCGGCAAUCACAGUGUACGAGUUCAACGUUGGAGAUACAGCGUUCCUUUCCCGACCGGUGGAGAUGCCUGCAAAAGGUGUCACCUUCCACGAUGAGGACAGAUUGGCAGCUCUUGUUGCAUGGACUGGCAUCAAACAACUUGUCCGUGCACAAUUCCCCCCACCGCACACCGUUGCUUUCGGGCACAUCUAUCACACCCCGUACCUCGCGAAACUUCCGCCUUCUUCGCGGCAGUCCGUGUUCCAGCUUUUGUACGCUCUCCGUCGUGCAACCUUUCAUGAAGGUCCUCAAGGAACGUCGGUGGUGAGAUGGAGGACUUCAGCUGUCCCUUGCUCGUGCUGCCUC
Molecule: messenger RNA, 1271 nt
Organism: Ectocarpus sp. CCAP 1310/34
Lineage: Eukaryota; Phaeophyceae; Ectocarpales; Ectocarpaceae
Source: the annotation of a GenBank genome assembly